AUGAUUCUCAAGUCCACUUUUUUCUUCUUCUCGUUUGUGGUGAGCUUGGUUGAAGGCCAGAGUCGUUGUUCCAGGCCCCUCUUUCCCGAGGAACCUAAUAUUGACGUGAUCGUCGACAAUCCAUCAUGCCCUGGUGACUACGGGAAGCUCAUUCAAACUAGUGAUGGAGGUUACUUCAGGUUGAUGUGUUGCACACAUCAACCCAGUGGAAUCACCAGUGUGGGCUCCAAGGGCAGUGUGGCGUCGUACAAAGACUGUCUGGAUUUGUGUUUGAGUGAUGCGAAUCCAGAGUGCGAUAGUGUCACCUACGAUGUGGGUAGAACUUGUGGGUUCUACAAGAACGGCGGGUUUUCUAAUGAACCCUGUGGAAAUGAUGAGCAUGACUGGCUUUACUACAUCGAUCCCCCACCACAGCCGGCAGCAAAUGACCAAAUCGUCUCCUGCUCAACUGAGUGCCCUACCGCCCAUGGCCAGAAAUAUGUCUCUGAGUUUGGCGAGCUAUUCCACAUGGAGUGUGGCAAGCGCCAUGGUACCAUUCCCUUUCACCAAGAGCACCAAGAUACCUACCGUGACUGCAUCGACGCUUGUGCCAACGUUCCAAAAUGUUCUAGUGUCGAUUAUUCGAACCGCACACUAACUUGCUAUUAUGGUACCCACUCUGGAGGACCUCCAGUUGAUGCGCCGGGCUAUUACAGCGCCUACUCGCUCGGAUGUGCAGGGGCUUGUGAAAAGGGUGAUGAUGGUUGCGACUGUGGUGGGACGAAGAAAUGCCGAGGCCGGGGAGCAGGGGAUAACUCUCAUGAUGAGCUCUAG
Messenger RNA from Penicillium cosmopolitanum, 813 nucleotides. RefSeq lists its product as uncharacterized. The transcript has 4 exons. The record is from RefSeq and is a predicted model, not a curated record. Bases 1 to 813 code for a protein of 270 amino acids. Lineage: Eukaryota; Fungi; Ascomycota; Eurotiomycetes; Eurotiales; Aspergillaceae.